This is a messenger RNA of Camelina sativa (false flax), 2091 nucleotides long. The record is from RefSeq and is a predicted model, not a curated record. NCBI's taxonomy places the organism in Eukaryota, Viridiplantae, Streptophyta, Magnoliopsida, Brassicales, Brassicaceae.
AUGCGUACACCAGAAGACAUUAAUCGAUUCAUAAGUGCUGAGAUUCCUGAUAAAGAACUGGAUAAGUAUUUAUAUGAAGUUGUUUCUGAUGUUAUGAUUCAUGGACCUUGUGGUAUUCAUCACAGAGAAAAUGUUUGCAUGAAUAAUGGUAAGUGCACUAAGUUUUUUCCAAAACCAUUCAUGGAAAAAACUGUCGUCGACGAUGCUGGUUAUCCAAUAUACAAACGGAGACAAGACGGAAGAUUUGUGCAGAAAAGAGAUAUGUCUCCGCAUGUGAAGCAGCUUGGUGAAUAUUGGCUAUUACGAUUUUCGUUUCAUCUUCCUGGACAGGAAUUGGUUGUUUACAACGAAGAUGAUCCUAUUGCAGAUGUUAUGAAGCGUUCUGCCAGAGGAUCCAAAUUGUUGGCUUGGAUGGAAUGCAAUAAAAAAUACCCAGAAGGUAGAAGUCUCACUCAUGCUGAAUUUCCUAACAUGUUUGUGUGGGUUAAGAGUAAAAGAAUCUGGCAACCAAGAUCUAAGAAAAGAAAGAGUUUUGCAGUAGCUAGAGUUACUUAUGUACCACCCUCUAUAGGGCAGGCCUAUUACUUAAGAGUUAUACUUAAUAUUGUCCCAGGAGCCACAAGUUUUGAAUUUUUGAAGACGGUUAAAGAUGGAUUUGUGAUGGAUAAUAAUGAGAAUAGGCUUCUCAUAGAUGAGAGAAACUUCAAACGUGAUGAACAAGUAAAGAAUUACGACAGGUUAUUACGUAUGGCAACCGAUGAGCAAAAAAGCGUAUAUUUAGAAAUUAUUAAUGCUGUGAAUCGAAACAAGGGAGGUAUGUUUUUUGUUCAUGGAUUUGGUGGUACUGGAAAAACAUUCUUAUGGAGUAUUCUUGGUGCUGAUAUUCGUUCUAGGGGUGAUAUUGUUCUUAAUGUUGCGUCAAGUGGUAUAGUUGCUUUGCUUAUGGAAGGUGGUCGGACAGCACAUUCUAGAUUUAGUAUACCCAUCCAUGUGGACGAAUAUACAACGUGUUCGAUAGAUGUCAAUUCUCACCUUGCCGAGUUAAUUAGAGAAGCAAGACUCAUUAUAUGGGAUGAGGCUCCAAUGAUGAACAAAUAUUGUUUCGAAACGUUGGAUAGGAGUUUGCGAGAUAUUAUGAAGUGUGAUCGGGUUUUUGGAGGUAAGGUUUUUGUUUUGGGGGGUGAUUUUAGACAGAUUCUACCGGUUGUGCCAGAAGCUGGUAGAGUUGGUACAGUUUUAGCCUCCAUAAACUCAUCCUUGCUUUGGAAUAGUUGUAAAGUACUUCAGCUUACACAAAAUAUGAGACUCCGUAAGGCUCAAAACAGUAUCGAUGCAAAUGAUCUCACUACGUUUUCAAAAUGGCUUCUCGAUAUUGGAGACGGCAAAAUCAACAAGCCUUACAAUGGUGAGGUAGAAAUAGACAUACCCAAGGAUUUAUUGAUUACAGAAUUUGAUAAUCCUAUACAAGCUAUUGUUAAAGAGAUAUACGGUACAUCGUUUGCAACAAGGACCGAUGCAAAAUUCUUUUGCGAAAGAGAUAUUCUGGGUCCAAGGAAUGAUGAUGUCAAUAAGAUAAAUCAAUAUAUGCUCUCUCAAAUUCCAGGGGAAGAGAGACAAUAUUUGAGUUCAGAUAGUGUCGAGACUUCCGAUACAAGUGAUUACGAUGAUAUGACAUACACUCAGGAAUUCUUAAAUAGUAUUCAAGUUUCUGGAUUACCUAACCAUGUUCUGACAUUGAAAAAGAGAGCACCUAUCAUGUUGCUUAGGAAUAUUGAUCCUGAGAGAGGUUUAUGCAAUGGAAGGAGGUUGAUUGUUACACAAAUGGCUAAUCAUGUUAUCAAAGCAAGGAUUGUAACUGGUAAAAAAAACGUCAAUGAUAGAGUUCUUAUUCCUAGGAUGUUUGUCUCGCUACCAGAUGCAAAGUUUCCCUUUCGUAUGAGACGUCGUCAGUUUCCCGUUGCUCUUGCAUUUGCGAUCACUAUAAACAAAAGCCAAGAUGUUUGUGUGUGUAUAAUGGAUGUGGAAGAUAGAAGGAAACUUGUGAGUAUCAUUGAUAAUGAUGAAGUUGUUCUCUAUGAAUGGCAGGUGUGA